Messenger RNA from Lycium ferocissimum, 2595 nucleotides. Its product is annotated as cationic amino acid transporter 1-like. Gene Ontology annotation, cellular component: plasma membrane. The transcript is spliced from 3 exons. Lineage: Eukaryota; Viridiplantae; Streptophyta; Magnoliopsida; Solanales; Solanaceae. The coding region runs from base 205 to 2037 and encodes 610 amino acids. Gene Ontology annotation, biological process: amino acid transport; transmembrane transport. The record is from RefSeq and is a predicted model, not a curated record. Gene Ontology annotation, molecular function: L-lysine transmembrane transporter activity; L-glutamate transmembrane transporter activity.
CACACAACAAUAAUCUCCAUUGAUAUCACCAUUAUUUUCUCUAUGGCUAAACAUCAUUUUCUCUUUUUCAACAUGUAGUGUAAACUUGCCUUUUCUACUUGUGCGGAAAGGCGUCAAUUUAUUUUGUUUCUACUAACCCGCCACUGCUCGUCGGGGACAUGCUCAUCCAGUAAUCCUCCACCGGCAGUCUCCUCUGGGAUAAAAAUGGGGAUAGGGGAAGAAGGACAUGGAUCGUCGACUGCUGGAGGAGUGAGGAAAAGAGGAUGUUCAAUUUCAAAGGAUGAUUUCUUGCCGGAGGAAUCAUUCAGGAGCUGGGGAAAUUAUGUAAAUGCAUUGAGUAAUACACCAGCACGACUUUUGGAUCGAGUUGUGACACGUUCUGAUGAGCAGGAUGAGUUGGAUGCCAAGGAAAGAAGUGUUAACCAAAUGAAAAGGAGUCUGAAUUGGUGGGAUCUCAUGUGGUUUGGGUUAGGUGCACUUGUUGGUGCUGGAAUAUUUGUUCUUACUGGUCUUGAAGCUCGUACUGAUGCUGGUCCAGCUGUUGUCCUAUCUUAUGCUAUUUCUGGGAUCUCAGCUAUGCUAGCCGUAUUUUGCUACACUGAGUUUGCUGUGGAGAUUCCAGUGGCAGGUGGUUCAUUUGCUUACUUGAGGGUUGAGCUGGGUGACUUUGUAGCAUUUAUAGCAGCUGGUAACAUACUUCUCGAAUAUGUGAUUGGCUCAGCCGCGAUGGCUCGUUCUUGGACUUCCUAUUUUGCUACUCUUUGUGGCCACCAACCUGAUGAUUUUCGCAUCAUUGUCAGUAGCCUAGCAGAAGGCUACAAUCACCUUGAUCCAAUAGCCAUUGGCGUUUGCGUUAUAGUUUCCAUCAUUGCAUGUAAGAGCACCAAAGCUUCUUCUAGGCUCAACUAUAUUGCAUCAGUUGUUCAUGUUCUAAUCCUCCUCUUCAUCAUCAUUGCUGGUUUAAUGCAUGCCGAUACCAAAAACUUCACCCCCUUCAUGCCAUUUGGUCCUCGUGGUGUAUUCAAAGCAUCAGCUGUGUUAUUCUUUGCUUAUUCUGGUUUUGAUGCUGUUUCAACUAUGGCUGAGGAAACCAAGAAUCCGGCUAGGGACAUCCCUAUUGGCCUAGUCGGUUCUGUUUUAUUGACUACUGUAUUUUACUGUGCACUAGCUGCUGUUCUUUGUCUUAUGCAGUCGUAUAAGAAUAUUGAUAUUAAUGCCCCGUUCUCAGUUGCAUUUGAGGCUGUUGGUUUAGGUUGGGGAAAGUAUGUGGUUGCUGCAGGGGCUCUAAAAGGGAUGACCUCUGUUUUGUUGGUAAAUUGUGUAGGACAAGCUCGUUAUGUGACACAUAUCUCUAGAACUCACAUGAUGCCCCCUUUGUUUUCUUAUGUUAAUGCUAAAUCUGGAACACCAGCCAAUGCCACUAUAUUCAUGAUGACAUCUAGUGCACUUCUUGCAUUAUUUACAAGUCUUGAUAUUCUUUCAAACCUUUUGUCUAUCUCUACACUCUUUAUCUUCAUUCUCGUGGCCCUUGCUCUUCUUGUUCGACGUUACUAUGUCAGCAAUGUGACCACUACAGAGGAUCGAAACAAGCUCCUUGUGUUACUAGCACUCAUUGUGGCAUCAUCUAUUGGCACUGCUAUUAUUUGGGGUGUUACAGAUGAUUGGAAAGGAUAUUGUGUCACAUUGCCAAUAUGGUUCUUGGCAACUGGUGGGAUAACAGUUUUGGUGCCAAAAGCAAGAAGCCCAAAGGUUUGGGGUGUACCUUUGGUACCAUGGAUACCAUCUGCAUCCAUUGCCAUAAAUUUUUUCCUUCUAGCUUCCAUGGAUAAGGAUUCUUUUAUACGGUUUGCUAUUUGGACUGUCCUUAUUUUGGUAUACUAUGUGUUCUUGGGCUUGCAUGCCUCUUAUGAUACUGCCAAGGAGAUUCAGAAGAAUUCUGAGUGGGGGAAGGUUGAAGGAGGAAAUGCUUCAUCAGCUACAAAUUGUGGAUUUGAUGGUGGGGAUGGUAGAAAUGAGCCAGUUGCUUCAAGUAAAUAAGUUUGGCUCUAUAUAUUUCAUAAUUUUUUGUCUAUGCAAAUUCUUUUUCUUUUUUUUUCUGUUUCCAGCCUACAUGUGUGAAUUUGCAUUAGGUGUGAAAAUGAUGCUAUAGUUUAUUCUUGUAAAUCUGAAUUGUAUAGAUAUGUUUUUUGUAACCACCAAGUGAUAUAUACUCCUCCGUCUUUUUGUCACACACGAACAAUUUAUAAAAUCUUAUAAUUUUAAAAUUAUAACAUAGGUGGUUCUAAUGGUGUUUUGGAAUGGACAGUAGUCUAUCGGGUUUCUUUUGAGUUGCGUCUAUAUAUUUGGACGUAGCUAUGUAUCUUUUAGCGGAAAAAAUGGGUGUUGUUAAUGAAGGGUAAGGGGUUUGUUUGCUUCUUUCAGUGAGGUCUAAGGUGACCUCCAUUGAAGACUAUAAAGAGCUCAAAAUAUACAUUUGUGUACGUGUCCAGAGUGAAGAUUCUAUGUAAUGUAAAAAUGAGUGCGCUCCCUUUUCUUGAGCUGCUUUAUUUAUAAUAUAAAGCUAGGCAAAAGAAGAGUGAUGUGACAUCUCUCUUC